Messenger RNA from Megalops cyprinoides (Indo-Pacific tarpon), 684 nucleotides. RefSeq names its product insulin-like growth factor-binding protein 4. Gene Ontology annotation, cellular component: extracellular region. The transcript is spliced from 4 exons. The record is from RefSeq and is a predicted model, not a curated record. The coding region runs from base 1 to 684 and encodes 227 amino acids. Gene Ontology annotation, molecular function: insulin-like growth factor binding. Lineage: Eukaryota; Metazoa; Chordata; Actinopteri; Elopiformes; Megalopidae. Gene Ontology annotation, biological process: regulation of cell growth; regulation of signal transduction.
AUGAGGAGUCACAUGACACUGACGGUGGUGCUGGCCGUGGGCACAGGCCUGCUGGCGUGGGGGUCAGAGAGCCCAGAAAGUGGGGGACACACCUUGCAGGCGCUCCACUGCCCCCCCUGCGAGCGCAUCCACUGCACACCCCGCCGCGCCCUAAGGCUGCAGUGCAAGGGUGGCCUGACCACGGGCAUCUGCGGCUGCUGUCCUGUGUGUGCCCGGACCGCAGGGGAGAGCUGCGGGGGCACCUGGGACUACCUGGGAAAGUGUGACGAGGGGCUGGUGUGCGUACAGGACCCCACCAAUGGCAAGCCAGAAGCAGAGCAGCAAGGGAUCUGCAAAGAGGUGCUGAACCCCCUGGAGACUGAGACCUGCCGCCCAGCAUGCAGCUGGGAGUUCUGUCGAGACCACCCAUCAGAGAUCUGUUCAGCUAGGUCUGUGGCGCUGGAGAGGCAUGAGUGCCAUGGAUCCUGCCAGCACACAUCCUGCUCCAGCUGCCUGGUGCUGAGACCCCCUGUCUGCACCCAGACCUGCGGCCAGGCCGACGCCGCCUGCAUGGUGCGCUUCGGAAAAUGCGUGCAGAACCACCUGUCCGAGGCUAGCCACCCAGUGUGCCACCAGAACCUCCACAGUAACGCAGAGGGAUACUUUGCAUGCCUGCUGCCUGCCUGUCCGAAUGUGGUAAACUGA